Molecule: messenger RNA, 1557 nt
Organism: Prorocentrum cordatum
Lineage: Eukaryota; Dinophyceae; Prorocentrales; Prorocentraceae
Source: the annotation of a GenBank genome assembly
ACUGUACCCUCCAGAACGCGACCUCGAGGAUCCGCGCCGCGGAAUCCGUAGCCGUUGUAGCGUUGGUGUCGAGUGGCCCGCCCGCGCGCUGGGCCGCCACUGGGCGGCAGCACCGCAUCCCUUGACGUUGCCGAGGGACGGCGCAGGAUGGCAACGCAGCUCUGCAUCGUCAUCGUCGAUGGGAGGUUGGCCAGGAUUUUUGACAGCCUGAGCCCGAGUCAAGACGUGUACGUGGAGCUCGUCUGCUGCUACGCGGACGGAUCCGAGAAGGUGGUCGGAAAGACCGAGGUGUGCGAGAACGGCAACCUCGCCCCCAGGUGGAACGAGCGCUUCGUCUGCGGUCGUGGCGCGGGCCCUGGGAAGAAGACCCUGAAGUUCAAGGUGAUGAUCAGCCGCCAGCUCCGCGGCGCUGUGCUCUGUGGGGAGGGCGGCUUCGACCUGGACCUGCUGUGGAGCCAGGCGUCGGCCGGGAACAAGCAGGUGCAGGUCCCGCUCUUCAAGCAGAAGGCGCCCAAGCCGGAGCAGACGGGGACCCUCAGCAUCUCCAUCGGGGUUCAGGGCGGCGCUGGCGCUGCUCAGGCAGCUCCCGUGCAGCAGCAGGCGGUUCGGCCGGCUGCCGCACCAGGAGCGCUAGGAGCAGCACCGCCUGGUCAGCAGCAGCCCUACGCUCAGCCGCCCAGCGCGCCUGGCACCGGUAUGGAGCAGGGCGGCCAGUACCCGGUUGCCCCACCACAGGCGGGUCUGCAGCAGCAGCAGGCCGCUCAGCAGCAGCAGCAGCUGCAGCAGCUCAUGCAGCAGCAGAUGCUUCAGCAGCAGCAGAUGCAGCAGCAGCACCUCCUCCAGCAGCAGCAGAUGCAGCAACAGAUGCAGCAGCAGCAAACGCAGCAGCAGAUGCCCGCGCAGCACACGCAACAGCAGAUGCAUCCACAGCAACAAAUGCACCCGCAGAUGCAGAUGCAGCAGCAGCAGCAGAUGAUGCACCCGCAGAUGCAGGCGCAGCAAUCGCCGUCGCCACAGCAGGCGCAGCCCAUGCGACCGCAGCAGAUGCAGCCGCAGCUGCAGCCGUCUGCCGAGCAGUCGUCGAGAGAACAGCAGCAGCAGCAGCAGCAGCAGCAGCAGCAGCAGCUGGGGCCACCCACAGGAGCGCCACUCCCUGCUGGGGCCUCCGGAGAGUCCGGUGAAUGGUGGAACUCCUUCAUCGACCGUGGGUGAGCGUUGGGCCAUGGAGGUUUGCGGGCCGCUUUCGUGCACCUCUCUGGCGCAGCGCGUGAGCACUCUCCAGUAUGUCGCCACGAGGGCAUUGCAACCUCAGCGGCCAGAGGGAAGAGGUUCUGGUGAUGCCUUAGGGUUCUCUAGGGUGUCCUCGAUCUGCGCAGCUGCUCACCCUUCGCCGUCCUUCUCCGCUGCUUUCGAUCUUCCAUCGGGUAGGCACGCGAGUUAGCUGUCUGUCGUUCGCCGCCCGGUCACGGCAUAGGACCCUGCAGAGAGGCGCGUGCGCGUUGGUUCAUCUAUCAGGCGGCGCGUAGUCACCCCGGGACGUACAGUCAGAAAGUUGAA